AUGUUCUGUUCUUUCUCAGAUUUCAUUUUCUACAGUGUUAGUAAGAUUUUUGAUGUAGUUUUUUUAAAAAAUAUUUAUUAA
Messenger RNA from Spirodela intermedia, 81 nucleotides. Lineage: Eukaryota; Viridiplantae; Streptophyta; Magnoliopsida; Alismatales; Araceae. The record is from the annotation of a GenBank genome assembly.